This is a messenger RNA of Amoebophrya sp. A120, 890 nucleotides long. NCBI's taxonomy places the organism in Eukaryota, Dinophyceae, Syndiniales, Amoebophryaceae. The record is from the annotation of a GenBank genome assembly.
AUGCACUACAACAACACUUCAUCUUCACUUCAAGACUCAAUUUUUCGUAUCAGUUUGACAGACAUUUUUGCACCCACAUCUUUUUUCGGAAAAUUUUCCUCGACGACAGGAUCAGGAAUAGAAUACAGGUUUUUGUUUGACAUUGACUUUCGGCCACCACAACCAAGGAGUGACUGGCCGUUUUCUACUAUUAGGGCAAGAGGCCGGCAAGGGCUCCUAUUGGUUUAUUUCGCAGACUCCGAUUUGUACCAUUCGAAUUCCUCGAAUGUGAAGGGUGGUUUUCAUUUCCUACGUUUAAGAAAAACUUCACAGAAUCCGAGAGCGAGAGCAUCUACGUGCGUAGCCAACCUGGUUGUAGUGGUAGAAGCAGUACAGGUACACGAGGAAUCUUCAUCAUUCGUCAUCUCCAAAACGCGAUGGCGGACAAGGGCAAUAGGACGAAAUGCAAAGCUUCAUGUCGGCCGCAACCGUGCUGGUAUACUAGGCGAUGACCCCGUAGUUCGAAGCCUAGGUCUUGCAGUUUUAAGAGCCAAUUUUCUUUGUCUCGACAAUCACCAGCAAAUGGCAAAGCAUGUAGUGUGUGUCUACGUGCGCCCUCGUGAGAAAGUAGAAGGAUAAUUCUCGUUUAGUAGUGCACGAGUUUGUCGAAUCCUUUUAUAGGCCUGCAAUACUGAGGAUUUCAAAUAAACUAGAGCUACGCAGUUUCACCAACGAAUCUGCUAUCGUUUCUUUCGGUUGAGAAUAUAUAAACGCUGUGAUAAUUGCGAAAGCGAAAAGACCACGCCGCAAAAACUCAUACAUUCAUCAAUUGAGAAACAAACAAAACGACCAGCAGGCGUAUCGACCUUCUUUGACCGACGGAAAGGUGCGGCAAGUGUUUUUUGAGAGCC